ACCAGUUUAAUUUGGAGCACACAUUUCAAGCCCUCACACCACACACACCUCCUUCCACUGCUCCAUCUUCUUCUUCUUCUCCUUCUCCGAGCUUGAGCUUUGGGGUGACCUGGCAAUGGCGGCUCAGGCUCUUCUCUCUGGGAGGCAGCUGCUGGGGAGGCCAUUGCAGUCUUCAGCCUCCAGGUCUUCCUCCUCCAGGAAGUCACCCUUCAUUGUCAGGGCAGAGGCCACUCCACCUGCCAAGCAAGGAGCUGACAGGCAGCUGUGGUUCGCAUCCAAACAGUCCCUGAGUUACCUUGAUGGCACGCUGCCGGGAGACUUCGGGUUCGACCCGCUGGGGCUGUCGGACCCGGAGGGGACGGGCGGGUUCAUCGAGCCGCGGUGGCUGGCCUACGGCGAGGUGUUCAACGGCCGGACGGCGAUGAUGGGCGUCGUCGGCAUGGUGGCGCCGGAGGGGCUCGGCAAGCUGGGGCUCGUCCCGCCGGAGACGGCCAUCCCCUGGUUCCAGACGGGCGUGAUCCCGCCGGCGGGCACCUACAGCUACUGGGCCGACCCCUACACCCUCUUCGUCUUCGAGCUGGCCCUCGUCGGCUUCGCCGAGCACCGCCGCUUCCAGGACUGGUACACGCCGGGCUCCAUGGGGAAGCAGUACUUCCUCGGCCUCGAGAAGUACCUCGGCGGCUCCGGCGAGCCCGCCUACCCCGGCGGCCCGCUCUUCAACCCGCUCGGCUUCGGCACCAAGAGCGAGGCCGAGAUGAAGGAGCUCAAGCUCAAGGAGAUCAAGAACGGCCGCCUCGCCAUGCUCGCCUUCCUCGGCUUCGCCGUCCAGGCGAUCUUCACCGGCGUCGGCCCCGUCCAGAACCUUCUCGACCACCUCGCCGACCCCGUCCACAACAACAUCCUCACCAGCCUCAAGUUCCACUAGAACCCCCAUCCAUCGCCGCUCUACGUAUCCUCUACGUAUUUCUACCCCUUUUUAAUUAAAUGUAUUAUUAUUAGUACGUAUUUAUGUACGUAUACGUACGGUAAGCCGCGUGUGAUCGAGAGGAGUGUGGGGGGUUCUACUGUACGCACGUACAUACGGUGAUGCGUAUUUGGGGUGUAGGGUGUGGGUGUAUAACAUGUAAAUUUCUGCUCCGACUGAUUGCACGCAUGGAUCGAUCUGCUUGUCUUCUGUUUC
Molecule: messenger RNA, 1180 nt
Organism: Oryza brachyantha (malo sina)
Lineage: Eukaryota; Viridiplantae; Streptophyta; Magnoliopsida; Poales; Poaceae
Product: chlorophyll a-b binding protein 8, chloroplastic
Exons: 3
Coding region: 116-925 (269 amino acids)
Biological process (GO): response to light stimulus; photosynthesis, light harvesting in photosystem I
Cellular component (GO): chloroplast thylakoid membrane; plastoglobule
Source: RefSeq, a predicted model, not a curated record